Messenger RNA from Coffea arabica (coffee), 2441 nucleotides. Its product is annotated as very-long-chain aldehyde decarbonylase CER1. Lineage: Eukaryota; Viridiplantae; Streptophyta; Magnoliopsida; Gentianales; Rubiaceae. The record is from RefSeq and is a predicted model, not a curated record. Gene Ontology annotation, biological process: lipid biosynthetic process. Gene Ontology annotation, molecular function: oxidoreductase activity; iron ion binding.
AAAGAGCUUGUAAUCAUCCCUCACACAAAGAGUAAGAAGCAAAGAAAAUGGCUACAACACCAGGUCUCCUCACUGACUGGCCAUGGACGCCUCUUGGGCGUUUCAAGUACGUGGUACUGGCACCAUGGGUGGCUCAUAGCAUUUAUUCAAACGCUACAAAAGGCGAAAGCGAGAGAGACCUCACAAACCUUCUUAUACUCCCCUUUCUUUUGUGGAGGAUGCUUCACGAUCAAAUCUGGAUUAGCAUUUCUCGUCACCGAACAGCUAAUGGCAAGAACCGGAUUGUUGACAAGACCAUUGAAUUUGAACAAGUUGACAGAGAAAGCAAUUGGGAUGACCAAAUAAUAUUAAAUGGAAUCCUAUUCUACAUCUUCAACAAUUUGUUGUCUAAUGCUUCUCGGCUGCCGUUGUGGAGGACGGAUGGUGUGAUCUUGACCUCUCUGCUUCAUAGUGGUCCUGUGGAAUUUCUCUAUUAUUGGCUUCACAGAGCACUGCACCACCAUUUUCUCUACUCUCGUUACCAUUCCCACCAUCAUUCCUCCAUCGUCACUGAGCCCAUAACAUCCGUGAUUCAUCCCUUUGGAGAGCACAUAGCGUAUUUUUUGCUGUUUGCAAUUCCAAUAUUGGCAACAUGGUAUACUGGAACUGCAUCGCUUGCGUCAAUGUUCGGCUACAUCACAUACAUUGAUCUAAUGAACAACAUGGGACACUGCAACUUUGAGCUAAUUCCCAAAAGACUCUUCUCCAUCUUUCCACCUCUCAAGUAUCUAAUGUAUACACCCUCGUAUCAUUCUCUGCAUCACACUCAAUUCCGAACAAAUUACUCUUUAUUCAUGCCCUUCUACGACUAUAUCUAUGGUACCAUGGACAAAUCCACCGAUUCGCUGCACGAAACUUCAUUGCAAAGAGAAGAAGAUGCCCCAGACGUGGUACAUUUGACCCACCUAACAACCCCACAAUCCAUAUACCAUAUUCGUCUGGGAUUUGCUUCUGUUGCCUCCAAACCCGAGGGUUCCACAUGGUACAUUUUGUUGAUGUGGCCAGUUACACUUUGGUCCGCGAUUAUUAAUUCCAUCUACGGCCGUACCUUUAUCUUAGAGAGGAACAAGUUAGAAAAGCUCAAGUUGCAGUCUUGGGCAAUACCAAGGUACAAUGUGCAGUACUUGAAGAAAUGGCGAUCCCGAGCAAUUAAUGGCUUGAUUGAGAAGGCCAUACUAGAUGCUGAAGCAAAAGGCACCAAGGUGUUGAGUCUCGGCCUACUUAACCAGCGGAAGGAACUGAACAAAAAUGGAGAAUUUUUCAUGCGAAGGUACCCUAAGCUGAAAUUGAGGGUGGUGGAUGGAAGUAGCUUGGCGGUUGCCACCGUCCUUAACAGCAUUCCUAAGGGAACCACUGAAGUCCUCCUUGUUGGCAACCUCACCAAAGUUGCUCGUUCUGUUGCGUUGGCUUUGUGCGAAAGGGGUAUUCAGGUAAACAUUUCAUCCCAAUAUGAGUUUGAGAAGCUUAAGCAAAGCGUGGCUUCCCAAAGCAACCUGGUAGUACUGUCCAAGAGCGUGGCGGCUUACAAGACUUGGUUGGUUGGAGAUGGAUUGACUGAAAAGCAGCAGCUGAAUGCACCAAAAGGGGCAUUAUUUAUUCCUUUCUCGACUUUUCCUCCGAAGAAAGUACGCAGCGACUGCUCCUAUCUGCAUACCCCCGCAAUGCUGGCUCCCGCCUCCCUCCAAAACCUUGACUCUUGCGAGAAUUGGCUGCCAAGAAGGGCACUAAGUGCAGUGCGUGCAGCUGGCAUAGUGCACGCAUUAGAAGGAUGGACUGAGCAUGAAUGUGGAGAGAACAUGUUGAACGUUGAAGAAGUCUGGCAAGCUGCCCUGAAGCAUGGCUUCCGACCUUUGGGGUCUCCAAGCAAUUGGAGUCAUGGACUAUUCGACUGGUUAAUCGAUGCCUGAUCCUAACUGGUUGCAUAGGUUGAAGAGGGUGGAGUACAGAGAGUAAACUGAACCUAUAAAUUAAACUGAAGAGGGCCAAAUCCAGAUUCCACACUUUUAGUGUCUGAAACAGAUGGUAGUAGAGUAGUAGUAUUUUAAAUACGGCAUUGAUUAAGGUUAUUGUCUGGACUCUCUGGACUCUGCAUAGCAGGUUGAAUGUUGAAGGUGAUGGACCAACCAAACCACAUGCUGAGACACAUAUACAUCAUCAUAUAUCGAGUAUCUUCUUUCACUGCACAAUGCUGAGCCAUUUAAUGAAACUAAGCAGUAUAAAUACAUGUUUCUAGAGCUGGAAGGUGGAAACAGAGAGUUACUUUAAUUCUGUAUGCAUAUUCCUAUGCAUAUAUCCUCCCCAGGACCCUCAUCAAUAAAUGCCCAACAAACCCCUGCAGAUAUUUCCAACAUAUCCGGGAUGCCAUUUAUCCAAUCAAUUUCGUGCUUCAUAUUCUCUGAAAA